Colletotrichum orchidophilum is the source of this 1539-nucleotide messenger RNA. RefSeq lists its product as uncharacterized. Lineage: Eukaryota; Fungi; Ascomycota; Sordariomycetes; Glomerellales; Glomerellaceae. The transcript has a single exon. Gene Ontology annotation, biological process: CENP-A containing chromatin assembly; chromosome segregation. Bases 1 to 1539 code for a protein of 512 amino acids. The record is from RefSeq and is a predicted model, not a curated record.
AUGGCACGCUUCUCCAUCCCAACUACGGGACGCUUAUCAUCGUCUGUCAGACUUCCGCCCAACAACUAUUCUGUCCAGAAAGCUCUGAGCCGUCUAUCGCGUUCGUCUUUGUUGUCUCUGGUCCUUGAAUGGCUCAGUGAUGACAACGUACAGCUAUGCGCACCCGUACUAGAUGAAGAAGAGGAAGAAGAUGACGGCCUUUACCCCCUGGCAUCCUCGCUGGAAGGGCUGCGAACCAUCUAUAUGGAUUUACAGUACAGGAAAGGGUCCAAACGAGAGGUUAUUGAUCGUAUCACUGAGGGUGAUUGGCAUCAUGGUCUGACUCUCUACCAAAUGGCGCUGGCAGACGCCCAAUAUCUCCAAGACCACCCAGCAUCGCAGAAAUGGACUGCCUACCGCGUCAUGCCCCUCAAAGAGACUUCAUACGUGGACGAUGACGAGCAGCCCCCAGAAGUCGACACGGCGUCUCUGACCCUUCCCCGGUUUCACCCAUCCACGUUCAUCCAAAAGCUCCAAUCUCAUGUUUUGCCCGACGUCAAAGCUCACUUUCACUUUCACCGACCUCAGGGGCUCACCCUCUCCGUCUUGCGCAUUUUCAUUAUCGAAUCUCCGUACACUACGAGUAUGGCGCAACUGGGACCUGGUUCCGCACAGUCGGACUCGGAGUUCGAUAGUUCACGGACACUAUACAUCGCCUUUCCGGAUGCCUCGCCGUUCGUCUACUUGUCCAAGUCUCAGGCGGUGGGGUCUCUGGGAGGAGGCGAAUCUAAGAGCUUCCGCAACCUGGUCGUCGAGGGGAUACCGAAGGCGCUUUCUCGGCCCCGGGAACGGUACACACUCAAGCCUACAAAUAUUGCGACCAAAAACCUGGAUGCGCUGUUGCAAUCAAGAGGCGUUGGCCGAACCAACGCGGCAGGCGGCGGCUGGGACAUUUAUGCCGACAAGAAGAAGAAAGAAUCACCACUUGACACCGUCUUACCGACACCACCCUUGUCGGAAGAUUCAGCAGACGACACGUUAGCUUCGGCGGCAAAGAGUGAAUCCAAACGAAAAGCCGGCACUUUCGACGUAAGUGAAAUUUUUUGCAAGAGAGCUCGUCUAUGUGCUCAGGCGAGAUUCGGUGAAACUGCCAAGAUUAGCGAUGGGCUAGGAAUCGAGCGGGUAGACAUUGUCAUGGAAGACCCUUUCCCCGGCAACAGCUCUCGAGCUACUCGAGCCGAGGAUGACCAAGGUCUUGAAAACCCAGCAGGCAGAAAUCAGGCCGAAUCGACACGUGGUCGCAGGGGCAAUGUCGAGACGCUCUCAGAGGACGAAUCAGAUGCGGAAGACGAUCGGACCCGAACAAAAUCGCCAAAUUGGGCUCCCAACGUCAAACUUACGUUGCACGGAUCGCAUGUAUUUGCCGGCAUACGGCAACUAGUAGAGAACGGCAUCAUAGAUGGAGAGCGGGUCCCGGGAUGGUUGACUGGGGAAGAGGGUGUCACUGUAGGGGCCGUCCGGCAUGGCAGGAUCAGGGGCCACAAAGGCUCUGGCAUAUGA